Molecule: messenger RNA, 1797 nt
Organism: Bactrocera tryoni
Lineage: Eukaryota; Metazoa; Arthropoda; Insecta; Diptera; Tephritidae
Gene: Ir21a
Product: ionotropic receptor 21a
Exons: 6
Coding region: 4-1797 (597 amino acids)
Cellular component (GO): membrane
Molecular function (GO): ligand-gated monoatomic ion channel activity
Source: RefSeq, a predicted model, not a curated record
AACAUGCCGCCUAGUUGGACGCGCUUCCCAGUUCGAGCUGCUCUCUUACUUUGCAGCUUGCAAUGGGUGUGCAGUGAACUUGUAACCGAAGCAGAAGUGGAUAAGAUUGUCUGCGUUAGUCCGACUUUGAUAAAGCGUCACAAUCUAAACCCACAGCUUUACGGCGGUUGCGAGUAUCGAAAGCGAAAUGCAACUGUGCCACAGUUUCGUCGCUUGCGUCGAGAGAUUAAACCAAUAUUUCGGGGGCACCCAAAGCCACGCGGAGAGAUUCUGGCAAAUAAGUUCCACAUGAACUCGUUCAGCGCCGAUCAAACUGACUCCCUGGUGAAGCUAGUCAAUAAAAUCGCCAUCGAGUAUCUGUACAAGUGUCCACCGGUCAUCUAUUAUGACAGUUUUGUAAAGAAAUCCGAGGCCAUGAUACUGGAAAGUCUUUUUAAGACUUUUCCCAUCACCUUUUAUCAUGGCGAAAUAAACGAACAUUAUAAGGCCAUCAAUUCAAGGUUGAGACGAAACAUAGAUAGCCAGUGUAAAAGCUAUAUACUAUUCCUUUCGGAUCCAGAGAUGACGCGAAAAAUCAUUGGACCACAAAUCGAAAGUCGAGUUGUGCUGGUCGCACGCUCAACACAAUGGAAACUAAGGGACUUUCUGUCCUCGGAAGCCUCUUCAAAUAUUGUCAAUUUAUUGGUCAUAGGCGAGUCACUGACCGAAACUUCAUCGCGUGAACGUCCUUACGUGCUCUAUACACAUAAACUAUAUACCGAUGGUUUGGGUUCCAAUACGCCCAUUGUGCUGACCAGCUGGAUUCGAGGCGCACUUUCUCGUCCGCAUGUUAACCUCUUUCCGCCGAAAUUUGCAAAUGGUUUUGCCGGACACAGUUUCCAGGUGUCGGCUAUAAAUCAGCCACCUUUUAUAUUUCGCAUUCAAUCGCUAUCCAGGGGUGGCUCUUCUCACACCAAUUGGGAUGGCUUGGAGUACCGUUUACUCAAUAUGAUUGCGUCGAAACUCAAUUUUACCAUCGACAUCAUAGAGCCAGCAAGACGAACAAAUGUAAAGAGCGUCAUUGACAAUAUAAUGCUUCAAGUCCGCACUAAAGCUGCCGACAUCGGCAUGUGUGGACUGUAUAUCACGGACGAUCGCAUCACGGAAACCGACAUGUCCAUUGGGCACUCACGCGAUUGCGCUAGUUUCAUUACGCUUGCAUCCAAAGCUUUGCCAAAAUACCGUGCAAUUAUGGGCCCCUUCCAGUGGCCGGUUUGGGUUUGUAUUGUAGUGAUUUAUUUGGGCGCCAUAUUUCCCAUUGUGUACAGUGAUCGGUUGACGUUGCGCCACUUGAUCGGAAAUUGGGGCGAGAUGGAGAAUAUGUUUUGGUAUGUCUUCGGCAUGUUUACCAACAGUCUCACCUUUUCGGGCAAAUACUCGUGGACCAGCACACAGAAGACAUCGACGCGUCUGCUUAUUGGGUCUUAUUGGUUGUUUACGAUAAUUAUAACGGCAUGUUAUACCGGCUCCAUCAUUGCAUUCGUAACACUGCCAGCCUUUCCGAAUACAGUGGAUUCCGUUAACGACUUGUUGGGUCUUUUCUUUCGCGUAGGAACACUAGACAAUGGCGGUUGGGAGACUUGGUUCCAGAACUCCACGCAUGUCCCAACAGUCAAAUUGUACAAGAAAAUGGAGUUUGUUUCCAACCUGGAAGAAGGUAUUGGCAAUGUAACGCAAAGUUUCUUCUGGAACUAUGCAUUCUUAGGCUCGGCGGCACAACUGGAGUUCAUGGUGCAGAAGAAUUUUUCAGACGAGUAA